GGGUUGAUAGAGCAGAAGUCAAAAUCUACCUGAAGAACGUGGAAGGAAUUAGUCACCCAUGCCUCCAAUUCAGAGGGAUGACCAGUUGGCUAUAGAGUAACAAAUGAAAGGUAACCUGACUCUAUUAACCUGCUUGCCUCUGCCUGGGAAUGAUGGAAAGGAGCAACCUUUUGCUUUGAAAGAGUGAAAGAGUCUAGGAAAAUGGCAUGUAACCUACCUAACCAAAGACAGCGGACUAUGUCAACAGCUGGAGAAACUCUAUAUGAAAUUCUUGGUCUGCAUAAGGGAGCAUCAAAUGAAGAGAUUAAGAAAACCUACAGAAAAUUGGCCCUGAAACACCAUCCAGACAAGAAUCCAGGUGAUCCAGCUGCUGCUGAAAAGUUUAAAGAAAUCAACAAUGCCCAUAGCAUACUAACUGAUACAUCAAAGAGAAACAUAUAUGAUAAGUACGGAUCACUGGGGCUCUAUGUGGCUGAGCAAUUUGGAGAGGAAAAUGUCAAUACCUACUUCAUGCUGUCAAGUUGGUGGGCAAAGACCCUAUUCAUCAUCAUUGGCCUCUUGACUGGCUGCUAUUUCUGUUGCUGUCUUUGCUGCUGCUGCAACUGUUGUUGUGGCCACUGCAAACCCAAAUCAUCAAUGCCAGAAGAGGAUAUCUGUUUAUCACCAGAAGACCUUGAGGAACAGAUCAGGACUGACAUGGAAAAAGAUGAGAGCAGAGAUGUGGACUUUCCAAUUGUCCUCCAGCCUACAAACGCAAAUGAGAAGACACAACUAAUUGGAGAAGGACCUCGAAACUACUGCACAGACUCCUGAUGUCAAGCCGCUGAGGGUCCAAAGUGCUUGCUCUCCAUUCAGCCAAGUCUCUAGGUGGUUGUGGGAGGACAGGAACAUAAAAUGCUGGGAGCUUUUAAAAAUUUGUAUUUUGCUUUCAGGUUAGGGGAAGAUGGUUGUUAUAUAACUUUCUCAGAAUGCAGACUUUCUCUUUGAGCAAAACUUUCUAAUGAAGCACAUUCAAUUUUGCUG
This is a messenger RNA of Octodon degus (degu), 1023 nucleotides long. RefSeq names its product DnaJ heat shock protein family (Hsp40) member C5 beta (gene Dnajc5b). Bases 202 to 813 code for a protein of 203 amino acids. Lineage: Eukaryota; Metazoa; Chordata; Mammalia; Rodentia; Octodontidae. The transcript is spliced from 6 exons. The record is from RefSeq and is a predicted model, not a curated record.